UGAUUACAAUUCGAGUGACGACACCUCAUGGAACCGAUCGCUGCAGGAGGACGGCCGGGUGCCGUGCCGGGGCGAACAAAGAUAUGGGCGAUAUUCCUUGGCUUCUGGAUGGUGGCGGCGACGUGUCGCAUGGGGUACAUGGCCGGGUUGUUCGAGGUGCAAGGUACAGCCAUGUCGUCAUCGGUACACAAGGACUUGCGUGUGUCGCCAGACACGAUGACGUUCAUCGUUUACAGCUCCAUGUGGGAAGAAGGCAACUACCCGGCGCGGAUGGAGGCCAUUGAGAACACAUGGGCGUCGCAUCUGCCGCGCUGGUUCGCCGUGCAGACCAAGACCCCGUCGUUCCACAUCUCUUCUUCGUCCAAACGACACUCCAAGCGGACCUUGCUCGUGCCACCCGCUCGGGAUAUGGACACUCCGAUUAAGUUUGCGCUCGAAACCGUCUACAAUGACCAGCACCAGUACAACUGGAUCUACCUCGCCGCGGACUCGUCCUACGUGCUGCCUUCGAACUUGGUGCAUCUCGUGCAAGGACUCGACCCUUCCGAGCCGCACUACUUGGGCCAUCCGCUACAGCUCCCGACAUCCGGACCGUACUCUUGGGCUACGCUCGACCACUUGAUAUUCAACUCCAUGGCGGGCAUCCUCCUCAGCCGCGCCGCCGUCGACUUGUACCUGGAAGCGUUGCGUCUCGGAUGCAAAAGUCGCUGCGUCGAGUGUGGAGAAGACCUAACGAUUGCAUUUUGCCUACGAGAACAAGGCGUGGAGGCCGUGGAUACGCGGGACCCCGUCCAUUUUGGCCACACAUUUCACAUCUUCCAACCGGGCAGCGUCGUGGGCAACCCCCGCGUAAACGGAAGCUACGACUACACCCCCGACAACUGUGACUGGUUCCAGCUGUACUCGCUGUGGCCUAUUCACAUGAGCCUCGACUGCUGCGGAUCGUACACGGCCAUGUUCCAGUACGUGAAUGCCGACGAGAUCUACGCCAUCCACAGCCUGCUCAUGGACGUCAAGCCGCACGUCCCAACCUCGUCGCAGGACAUCACAGACACCCAACUCGUCGAGUUGAUCUUAGAGCAUGGCAAGGAAAUCGACGAACUGUUCCCGUCGUAUGUCCACCCAACCUACUGGAAAGUCCGGCGACUACUGCUCCAUCAAGUGCGGCUCUUUCACAUGGGCCAGCGCGAUGAAGAGAACGAUGGCGCGGCAGUCGUUCAAGUCCGACCUAUUCAAGAUGAUGCCAAAGCGAGCGCGGGAAGCCACGUCGUGCUACAUCAAGAAGCACACGAGAGGCGAGGAAAAGUAGUAGCAGCCAAGACACGUACUACCAUGUAAGGGGAAGUUCCACGUAGUAGUUUUCAGAAAUAGCAUGAGCCAAUCAAAAUCGAUUUACCUCUUUUUUCA
Molecule: messenger RNA, 1407 nt
Organism: Aphanomyces astaci
Lineage: Eukaryota; Oomycota; Saprolegniomycetes; Saprolegniales; Verrucalvaceae
Exons: 2
Coding region: 28-1338 (436 amino acids)
Cellular component (GO): membrane
Molecular function (GO): N-acetylgalactosaminide beta-1,3-galactosyltransferase activity
Source: RefSeq, a predicted model, not a curated record